AUGGCCAGGAGUCUAUUAGGCUCUCUUGGCCAUCGGUCCAGGACCGGGUCCCCGCCGGACGUGGACGUGAGCGGUGCCCUCGACGACAGCGACCACGCUUCCGUGGAUGGUGGUGGUGGUCCCCCGCCUAGCUGCCUUGACGCUCGGAGGGAUGGGCUUCGGGGUCUUCCGCAGCAUCAACUGCUCCCGGCCGAGCUCCAGGCCGAAGGGAUAUACGAGAUCGGUUCAGACGAAGUGUCACACCCAACAGUCGCUGUAGACAUUCAGGAGGCAUGGCGGCAGGAUGAUGACCAAUGGCAGGAAGGGCUGCAGUACCCCUUUACCAUGGCACCGCCGCCGCCGCCGCCGCCGCCGCCGCCGCCUCAGUCGAAGGUUCACCAUCCCGCCGAGCUAUCGGAUACCGUCGUCCCCUCCAGCCUCUCCGUCCUCCCCGCUUCGGCCGCUGCUGCUCCCUCAGGCGACAACACACUUGAUAUCAGACCCAGCCUACGGUUGGAGACGGCAGGUCUCACACUACCUGGAACCCAGCCUUACAAGUCUCGCAGCAGGACCCUUGCCCCGAGCUCCUCGGUCAGAUCGACAAAUAGCACUAAUAGCACCAGCAGCAUCGGGAGCUGUACCAUGUCCACCAUGUCGACAUGCUCGGGAGGAUGGGGCCACAUGGCCGAUUCCGCCACGACGACCCCGACCGAAGACUUCUGCCCCGAUAACCCCUUUGCCCCGUCACUGCCAUCAUCAAAGGCCGCUCUGCCUGAUCCUUUGCCACCAUUUCAGGAGGCCCGUCAGACGUAUCGUGAUGACGGCCAUUCCUAUCCACAGCAUGCGACCGACAGGCCAGAUGUGUCGUUUACGGAGCUGCCCGCUGAGAUGCGUGCGCCUAUUCCUCCCCCACAGCCGCCGCCACCGAUGACUGCCGCCCCCCCAAUGGAUCUGCUCGACCAUUUCUUCCCGUUUUCGGUAUCAACACCUCAGUCCCAGCCGAGGGAGCUUGCAGGGCCGCUCAUGGAUGCUAGCGACCGUCUCGUCGACGCCUGUUCCCUCAUACAGACAGUCUGUCAUGGGCUCAAAGCGGAUAUCGGCGAGUCCAGGAAGCGACUACAGGACAUUGCAGAAAAUAAUCACCUGGCCAAGAAACUGAUUGAAAUGCCUCCCGAACAGGUUGUCAAAAUCGGUCUCGAUACGCUGGAUGACGUCCAGCGCCACGGCCACGGAGGCGGUCAGACGCCCGCUGCUGCCACCAUCCCCUCCUCCCCCCCAUCGCCUAUCAAUACCAUAUGCCUGAUCCACCUGUUCUACGCCUCCCCCCUCCGCAUACAAGAGCACGACGCCCAGAAUCGCUGCUGGGAUGUCUUCAGACAGGUCGUCUCGUACAGCACGUGGCUCGGGCAGCCAGACCGCGACGCCUAUCUCCACGUUGUCGACGCGCUGUGGAAGCCACCGGCUAUGAGCUGCGAAGCUUCUGCGGAUCUCACCAGGGGAUCAGCAGCAGCAGCAGCGGAGGAGACGUCGCCGAAGUCAGGGGGCGGGGUGCCGCAGAUGCUGGCCUGGAGAGCGUUGACUGGCCCGUUGGCCCUCAUUGCCGUGUUCUUGGAUGGUUUGUGA
Messenger RNA from Geosmithia morbida, 1602 nucleotides. RefSeq lists its product as uncharacterized. The transcript has a single exon. Bases 1 to 1602 code for a protein of 533 amino acids. Lineage: Eukaryota; Fungi; Ascomycota; Sordariomycetes; Hypocreales; Bionectriaceae. The record is from RefSeq and is a predicted model, not a curated record.